Messenger RNA from Priapulus caudatus, 1981 nucleotides. RefSeq names its product UDP-GalNAc:beta-1,3-N-acetylgalactosaminyltransferase 2-like. The record is from RefSeq and is a predicted model, not a curated record. The transcript is spliced from 2 exons. Gene Ontology annotation, cellular component: membrane. NCBI's taxonomy places the organism in Eukaryota, Metazoa, Priapulida, Priapulimorpha, Priapulimorphida, Priapulidae. Bases 199 to 1689 code for a protein of 496 amino acids. Gene Ontology annotation, molecular function: hexosyltransferase activity.
ACCAAUAUGUCUGCCUCCUGUAUUUUUGCAAAUUAAGAUUUCCUCUGGCACUACGUUCCACUUUCAUAAGUUCAUUAUUGCUCCACUUAUCUUGGUGGUGAGUUCAACUGUUGAUGCUGUUGUUUUUCUAACGCAUUAUCCUUGACCCCGGGUGCAUGAUUUGCCGAAUAUCUUGUCGCAUUGAAGAUAACCUGAUCAAUGGAUACAAGUGCAAGACGAAGAAUAUCUCCGGUUACUACAGAGUACAAUGGCAACCUACUGCACUGGACACUUGUUGCAGUGGCCGUGGGUGGCAUAGUGUCGGCCAUCUUCUACGAGGCGUUUGUUCGCGAAUAUUUUACUGCGUCGGAGGAAGAGCAGAUUCCAGACAUGGUGGUUGCUGUCAUGUCGGCACGAGAGAACUUUGCGCAACGACAAACAAUUAGAGGCACGUGGAUGCAGCACCUGCACACGGGCAUCAUUGCAGAGAAGGUUCAUGUCAAGUUUAUCAUUGGCAAACAUGGCUGCAACAUGCACCCUGAUUACCGUAAUUAUCAACACAGCUGUGACCCAUUGCAGCUAGAUGCUUAUGACAUUUCAAAGGCUAAGACUUUCAACCUAUUCAAAGUUGACAGAGGACAUGAGAAUAGUGCAGUAUAUGAGUUUGUUGUGGUACCAUGCCUGAGAAUUUUCAUCCGGAAUUCUGUCAUAGUAAACAAAAUUGGUGUUCUUUCGAACAUCAGUCAACCGGUUUCUGUAAAACUAUUGUCGGCUGAUGGCAAAGAAACUGUGGCGAGUGCAAGCUUCAUGACAGGCAUUGGAGAAAAACAUCAUGGUUACAUCUACAAAGCAAUUCAACCAAUAAUUCUGCCACAAGCAUUCGAAGGUUUAUUGGUUGCCCAGAAUAUUGCAGAUUCAGUGCAGUAUCGAGGAAGCAGUGAGACCACUGCACCUGGUUUGGUUGACGUGACUGGUAUGUUUGCAGAUGAAGAAGGCAUCCAACCUGUUGUCGGUGUCAACGCGAUAUCUGCUGGGUCACUUGCCUUUCUAGUGCAGGACUCUGAUCGUUUAAAGGCGAUGAUUUCAGAACGGAACCAGAAAAAUAACGAUUGGCAUCAACGCGAAUCAUCGUUGCUUGUCAAAUUACGAGAAGAAAAUGCAAGAUUUGGUGAUAUUUUAUUCACAGAUGUCACAGACACUUAUGCCAACCUGCCUGCAAAACUGCUGCAGUGCUUCAAACUCACUGCUCCAAAAUUGGAUUUCAAAUAUCUUCUGAAAACCGACGACGACUGUUACCUGAAUCUGCCACGAAUUCACAGAGAGUUGCAAAUGCUGACGCGCAGUCAUUUAUGGUGGAGCAACUUCCGUGUGAACUGGCCAGUUCAACGCUUCGGGAAAUGGCGGGACGCAAAGUACCCGUCUGCCCUUUACCCACCAUUUGCUUGUGGGGCAGGAUAUGUCUUGUCACACGAUCUUAUUUUGUGGCUUGCUGCCAAUUCAAAGUAUCUCCAGCAGUAUCAGGGUGAAGACGUGUCAAUGGGUAUCUGGUUGGCAGCGGUGGGACCAACAUUUGUGCAUGAUAAUCGAUGGAGCUGUGACAGCACCUGUACAGACGAUUCCCUCAGUGUAGCACAACUGAACAGCAGCAGCAUGCAUGAAUUGUGGAGUAAUGAACAGACGUGUGGCAAUCCAUGCAGUUGUCCAACGUGAAAUUUGCAGUGAGCAGCCUUACACUAAGACUUUAAUUUAAGAUGAACAUGUCAAUUGCAGAGUUAAAUGUGUGAUGGAACAUCGUUUCUUGAGAAGGAUAUGAUGAAUAAAUAUAUAAAAAAAAUUGUAUAAGAUAAAUUGACUGUGAAUAUUUUGGUAACAAGAAAUUUGAUAGUUUAUUUGGUAAACGUUAUUCAUAAUUUUCAAUCAUACACCUCAUUACACAUUUUCAGUCAAACCUUUGCCAAAUAUGCAUGAAUUUCAUUCAAGUCAUUUUCAAGUGACCAAAUGU